UUAUGACUGGCUGGAACGCAGUGAAAACAACCCUAAAUAGCUCCAGUUGAGUUUGUUUGGGGGGCAGUAGAGAGUGACAGCUUUGAAAACGGAGAAAGGAAGAGAGAAAAUUUGUUCUGAUCACGCCAUUAUAAUCCACCGUGGAGCAGGAAACUUCUCCCAAACUUCCCGAAAACAGAACCUGUUCUGGACUUGGACUGAGCUGAUCGCAGUUUACCGAAUCUGCUGUUCCUCACGUCGUCAUAUUUGCUGUGCUCGGGGAUUUUUCUCACUUAACUUAUUCACUCGGAAAGUUUCCAUUGAAGAUCGCGAGUGAGGAAGAGCCUGGUGGAUAUCGUGUCUUUUUUUAUAUAAACUUUUUUGAUACAAAGACAUUAUGUCGGGGAGUGUCGGGAUCUAUGCUGCGAAGAAACGGAAGAAGCCCGUACAGAAAAUCCCCAAGCCCCCACCUCCAGAUGGGGUCAAGUCAAAUCCCUCCAAACGCCACAGGGACCGGCUCAACGGGGAGCUGGACAAGCUGACCAGCCUGCUUCCAUUCUCUGAAGAUGUGCAGGCGCGCCUGGACAAGCUUUCUGUGCUGCGGCUCAGCGUCGGCUACCUGAAGGUCAAGAGCUUUUUCAAUGCCACCAUAAAGAAGAACAGUCUGGGCUGGAUGGCGGGAUAUGGCACCAACGGCACCAGCGCGUCCACCAUCGAUGGGGUCUCCUUCUCCGAGGGUGAACUCCUCCUCCAGGCUCUGAAUGGCUUCGUCCUCGUGGUCACGGCCGAGGGCUACGUCUUCUACGCGUCCCCCACCGUACAGGACUACCUCGGCUUCCAUCAGUCUGACGUGGUCCACCAGAGCGUGUACGACCUGAUCCACACAGACGACCGCGCCAUGUUCAGAAGACAGCUCCACUUUGCCCUUGACCCUACUCAGUUUGACGCGGAACAGGGAAGCGAUGGCAUGCAAAGCCCCAGCGAUAUCAACACCAAUGUCGUGACCUUCGAUCCCCAGCACAUCCCCCCGGAGAACACGUCCUUCCUGGAGCGGAGCUUUUGCUGUCGUUUCCGCUGUCUCCUGGACAACUCGUCUGGCUUUCUGGCCCUCAACUUCCAGGGAAGGCUGAAGUACCUCCACGGGCAGAAUAAGAUGACUGAAGACGGCACCAUGGCCCAUCCCCAGCUGGGCCUGUUCGUUAUUGCCACACCUCUGCAGGCUCCAUCUAUCACCAUGAUCCGUUCAAAAACGCUCAUCUUCCAGACAAAGCACAAGCUGGACUUCACGCCCUUGGGCAUUGACCCUAGAGGGAAGGUGGUUCUUGGCUACAAUGAAAUAGAGCUGUGCAUGAAAGGCUCUGGAUAUCAGUUCAUUCAUGCUGCCGACAUGAUGUACUGCGCAGACAACCACAUUAGAAUGAUAAAAACUGGGGAGAGCGGUCUCACAGUCUUCAGGCUUCUGACGAAGACUCGGGGCUGGAUCUGGGUUCAAGCCAACGCAAGGCUGGUGUUCAAAGGAGGAAGGCCAGACUUCAUUGUGGCCCGUCAAAGAGCCUUAACGAAUGAGGAGGGUGAGGAGAACCUGAGGCAGAGGAAGAUGCAGCUGCCCUUCAACUUUGCUACAGGAGAGGCAGUUCUUUAUGACACAAGUCCAACCCUUGACAUCCAAGGCAGCAGUAAGACUCCCAGGAUGAACAGGAUGCCUGAUCAGAAGGCCCUGGAUCCCGAUUCCAUUCUUGGGUCCAUGCUGAAGCAAGAUCAAUCUGUAUACCACCAGCCCUCUGAGUCUGAAACACAGUUCCCCCUGGACAAAGCUUUCAUGGACAGCCAUGCGCUUUUCAAUGUCCCCAGUGACAACUGGCAUCUAGGGAACCAGAAGUCCACUAAUGAGGACGUUAUUAUCAAAGACAUGAUGGAGACACUGGAGCAGAUCCUGGGUGACAAUAACAUGUGCAUCACACUCCAGGAGAUGGAUGUGGAUGCGAUGGAGAUGAAGGAUUGGGAAAACACCCUGCUCAGAAUGAACACCAACAACAGCGACAUGUCUGUCGAGCUCAAGGACAUCCUCACAAAUGACAUCUUUAACUAUGUGGAGGAGGAGCUCUUCAAACAGAAAGGGGAGAGCCCCUGUGUCUCUAGCUCUGAGCAGGUCAGCCCCAUGGAUGAUAUCAACAAUCUACUUGCCCACCAGAACACUUUCCUGGGAGCUUCAGAGAGCCUGACAGCCGUGGAAUUGCCAGCCCCUAUGUUGCAUGAAAACCAGGGCCUCAGCCCUCAGAACCAAGCGGUGACAGAUCCCAAAAAUGGCUUCAUAGGCUUAUCAGGGCAAAGCCUGGUGAACGGAAUGCAAAACUUCACUCAUUUGAGGACCCCGAUUCCAUUGGGGAUCAAUGGUCCCACAUCAAUGGAGCCUGCUUUACAGAAGACACCACCAGAGAGCGUGUUUGCCCCACCUGUAGGCUACUCUCAAGGCAGCACUCAGAACAACUUAGUCCAUAACAACAUCAUGUCCUUCGGUCCCUGUUCCACAGUGUCUUGCGCUCAAGCUCAGUCAAGGCCUGGCCUGCCCAACUCCCAAGCCUUGAUGAACGGGUUGGGACCUUGCUCCCAGAAACAGGCACAGAUACCUGCCCAGGGCUUCUCCAGCCCAGUGGCUCCGCAUCUCCAGGGCCACCUGCAGGCAGGUAUCCUGAGCCAGCAGCCGCACUUCCGGCAACACAACAAUGUCAACCAGCCAAACGACAUCAACCCAAGUCAGUGGGGCCCCACUAUGCCCAGUGCCAACUUCACAGACCAACUAGAGGAGGCCUGUCCCCCCAAUGUUUCCAUUCCGGAUAACCUCAUAGAUCCCUCACCGGUAGUCCCUGUUCAAGGACAUUUGUCACUGCAAACGCAGAAUGUUCAGGUCCCCAGGCUUCAGUCAUGGCCAGCUCCCAUGGGAAAACAUCCUCCUAGUUGUUACAGCCAGAAGCCAGGCUUUAAGAGUAACUGUGUGACGGGUCAUCAGACUCUCAACGGCCAGAACUGUCAGACUGGUUUCAGACUACAUAAAACAACCAAUGGGGUGUACCCGGCCCUAGGCCGGCAGCCGGUGGAUACCCUGUCACCGUCAACCAGUAGCUGUAUGUUUCAGAGUGGCCCAGCUGCCCCCUCCAACAAGGCUUGCUUCAAUAACAUGGGGAGGAUGGCCUCGGCCCCCACAUGUCCGCCAAUGAAUAAGCCUCAUGACCAUAGUCAGCAGCAUGGCUGCUACUAUUUCCAGAUGAGCACCACUGAUCCCCUGGCAGGCACGUCGUCCCUCCCCCAAAACGAUAUCAACAUGGGCUCGUUGACGUGCUCCCACUUCCCUGGCAUUAGCCCAGAUGGCAUGAUCACCCAGCAGCAAUACCUCACCUGAAAUAUCCACACACAGAUCUCUAACUGUCCAGUGGAAGCAAAUGGACCCCCUCCCUCCCCAUCCCCCAAUGGAACUCCAUGCUCCUCAGUAGUCUCGCCAGUUUCCCUAGGCCUGAACUUUUCUUGAGCAGCAAAGAUACUUACUGAAAGCAGCACUUGCUGUGGGAGCUUGCCGAAACCUGUUCUCCCUGCACCUCCGGAACCUCCCACCUUCAGUCUCUGAAGGCCUGGUGUGGCUAAAAUAUCACCUCUCCCCCCCCCCCCCCCCCCCCCCCCCCUCGCCCAACACACACAGUUUAUACAGUGAGAUUCCAGUUACUACCAGCCAAACUGUGUGUGCGUUUGUGUGAGAGAGAAUGUGUGAUGUGGGUGGGGUCAAGAUUUGGGUGGGUGGGGUCAAUUUAAAAAAAGAAAAAUUAAAAAGGAGCAGGUGUCGAGCAGGCUCCUGUAAUUGCUGUCUUUUUUUUGGUGCAGAAGUGGAAAUGAGUGGAUGGACACACACACACACACACACAUAUAUGUGUGUGUGUGUGUGUGUGUAUGUAUAAAACCUUUUGGAUAUUUUUCUUUGUGCCUCCAGCUUUGCUUUUCCUUCCACUAAAGGAGACCCACGAGACUUGUGGAAACUUGCAGUUAGACUGUGCGUUGGGUGGAAAACUCACCUCCCCUGGACACUAUAAUGAAGUAAACAAUGGAGGAUGUAAGGAGUCUGCGCCCUGGAAAUCAGUUAGAGCUCUCAUGAUUUACUCAUGCUUACUGGAACAACACGCGCGGCACUAAGGGAAAUGCGGUGUCGGUUGGCAUGGAGCUGCACAGUGCUCAUCCGCACUAAAUGAAAUCUCCAUGCACAGUGUCUGGAAGGUGCAGGAUCGUAACUGUAAACACCGUUUCAGAUCAUGACCUUACAGUCAAAGAUAUAAAACGUAUACAUUUCUGAAAACCUGAAAAAACACCUUUUUUAUAUAUAUCUUCAAGGCUUCCGUAGGCUGUUUCCCUAGCAGUCCUUUUGCUUGUUUAAAAAAAUGUUUAAAUGUUUAUGAAUCAUGUUAUAACAAGAUACGAUAAUCAGAGUAAUACCAUAAAGGAUCAUUUAUCCAGCUUUGUUUUGUUGUUAAAACAUGCCUCUAUUAUAUUUUUACCAGCAUUUAUUUGUAGUUAUUGACUUGCCAAUGAGCCAUUCUUUGUAUUUCCUUCGCUGUCCCCCCCCAUAGAAAGGAGCUAGAUUGCCCCUAUUACAAAUGCAGUUCCCAUUCUCGAUCCAUGUGCAGUUUUUAAGCACGCCGAAUGCCCAAGAGUGGUUGCUGCUGAUGACAAACACAGGACACAAUUCAUUACCACUUACCAUGCAGAUUUGCAGCAUGUAUAUGCUCUCCCCUCUUGGGCUACGGUUAUAGCUAAGCAGCCCCUGACAUCAGUUUGAUGGUUACAGUAGUGUGGCUCAGUUCACAUUUGUUUUAUUCGGAAUUGUUUUUUUUUUCCUACGGGCCUCUGAGUCAGACAGUGAUGCAAUUUAAUUUGCUAGACGUCGUUGUAGCAGGAUUGUGUUGAAUUUUAUCAAAUUGCCAGGGGAAAGACGCUCACAUGGCCUUAGUGCAGGGAUCUCAUAUUCUAGAUGGUCGCCGUCUGGUUAUCCUAGCGAUUCAUCAUCAUUUUCACAAGAAUGCCACAUAAGGCAUGGUUAGGUAUCGUGUUAUUAAGCGCACAAAGAUUGUUUGUUACCCCCCUCCCUUGCCUACCCCUUGCACAUGAUGUAAUUAUGUAAAAAAUCUAAUUAAAUGUAUUGUAUGUUUUUCUUCAGGCGUGCAUGUGAAUGUUGGCACUGUGGUUAACUGGUAGGUUUCCUCACCUAAUGGUCGUCUAGCGUGAGAAACGUUCAUUGUCUGCUCUCCGUCCAGUGCGGCUCCAUCGACAACAGCCGCUAGCUGAAUAGAAGGACAUGGUUGCAAAAAAAUGAUGGUAUGUUGUCACGGGAACUGCAUUUUUCGUAAGCAUCCUGCCCCUUGUGCCCUUCGCUUUGUCACAAAGACAAACUUCCAUCCUCAUCUCGUCUUCUGUGUUUAUAAAUUUCAUUCUCACUGUUUUUUUUUUAUGAAGGUGCAAUAUGUAUUGCACUGUUCAGUGAAGAUGAGAGUAACUAGGCAGCUAUGUUUGAAUACAAACGUUGCAUUUGCAUAAAUACACCAAAGAACUAAAAUAAAUAUGUUAUUAUUAUUAUUAUUAUUAUAAUUAAUGCCAGGUUUCCUUAAAAUUUGAAUCAUUGUCAUAAAAUGGGUAAAACUACCCAAAAUAACUAGCUGACAUUGCGUUUGGUUGAUUAUAAUAUCUAAAUAAACUUUACAUAUCCCAAGGACAAAUUAAGGGCACACAGUUUUGUUGAAAAUAACUAGUGGCACUUUUCUUCUUAUCAAUGUCGUCCCAGACGCUAAUUAUGUUACACUCUGCAGUAAUGCACAUUUCCCUAAGCUGCAUGUGUCCUGCAGUUUCGCCUUUUUGAUAUUUGAGAGAUGUUAUGCUUCCAAAGCUUUUGAUACAAUCAAUCAGUCUCUUUUGGUUUUUUUGAUAUUGAUCAAAAAUAGGACAUUGUGUGUGAGUUUUUCUUAUUUUGCUGAGUUGAAACAGCUUAGUUGUCUUUUGACAAAAUCUGAUGGUUGUCGUUGGCCAGUUCUAAGCAGAACAUCAGAAAGUCGAGGCCUGUGAUUCACUUCAGACUCAAAAGUGGGUGAAUUAAUUAGUUUGGGGCAGGGGGGGUGCGAUUAUGAGACCUUGGACCUUAACUAUGUGAGUCAUUCACUGUUUUGUUUCAUUGUUGACUGCUUUUUGCCAUCACCCUCUAAGUCUGUUGAGGAAGACUCCUCCUUUUCUGGGUGGCUUACUGUACAGCUACAGAAUAGCCAUUGGUUUUUACAUCAUUUUCUGCAUGUCUUACAACAAUGGAAGCACUAGCUGCUGUAGAUAUUUAUUUUUAACUGGCCUUUUUAAUGGUUUCUUUGUGAACCCAAGUAUAUUAAUCAAAAUGCAGUAUCAGUGUAUUAUGCAUUUUUCUUUUUUAUUAUUUGUUUAUUCUCAUGUCACAUGGUCUUGUAAAGGCCCCCAUGUACCACAUACAUUUUUUUACAUUUUCAGCACCACAUUGUAUGAUGUAAGCCUUUUCCUGUUUUUAAAAAUACGUUAAAGUCAUAUAGCUUUCAAUUUGCCUUGUAAAAUGCAUGAAUAGUCUACCUUUAUAUGCUUUCCUUUUGCUUUGCAAUGAUAAUAUUCCAUCUUUAUUAUUAAAGACAUUUGUAAUGCCUUA
Molecule: messenger RNA, 6667 nt
Organism: Brienomyrus brachyistius
Lineage: Eukaryota; Metazoa; Chordata; Actinopteri; Osteoglossiformes; Mormyridae
Gene: ahr2
Product: aryl hydrocarbon receptor 2
Exons: 11
Coding region: 377-3376 (999 amino acids)
Biological process (GO): regulation of transcription by RNA polymerase II
Cellular component (GO): nucleus; aryl hydrocarbon receptor complex
Molecular function (GO): transcription cis-regulatory region binding; nuclear receptor activity; protein dimerization activity
Source: RefSeq, a predicted model, not a curated record